AUGGCGCCCGCGCCGCCGACCACCACGUGGCCGCUCCACCGCUGCACGUUCCUCCAGCCACUGGUUCUUGUGCUGGCGAUUGUCCGGCCGGUCUCUUCUCAGCUGUUCACGCCGCCGCCAGGCGACACGUUCUCAAGGGCGUUCUCGCCGCCUGCCGACGGUGGUGGUGGCGGCGGCAAUAUUAGCAUUACCACUUUUCUCCUCUUCGUCGGUCUCAUCAUCGCGCUCUUCCUGCUGGGCUUCUUCUCGGCCUACCUCCGCCGCUGCGCCGACGCCGCCACAGGCGCGCACCGCGGAGGGGCCGCCCUGAACGCCAACGAUGCCGCGUUCGUGUCGGCUGCGAACGGCGGCAUGAGGCGCGCGGGGCUCGACGCCGCGGCGAUGGAGGCGCUGCCGGUGCUCACUUACGCGACGGCGAGGGAGGUCAAGACCGGCUGCGGGGCGCUCGAGUGCGCGGUCUGCCUCGCCGAGUUCGACGACGGCGGCGAGAAGCUCCGCCUCCUCCCCGGCUGCUACCACGUGUUCCACGCCGCGUGCAUCGACAUGUGGCUGGCCGCGCAUGUGACCUGCCCCGUCUGCCGCGCCGACCUCUCCGAUCCGGCCGUUGCGGAUGCCGGCCACGUCCUGGCCGCUGACCUCGCUGCCCAGGCAGAAACGCCAAACCACGCGGUGGUCAACGUCGACACAUCGGAGGCAACGCCAGGACAAGACUGCACGUCGUCGGACCAGCACUCAGAGACGGCCGAGGAGCGGGUGGACCGGUACACGCUGCGGCUGCCGGAGAGGCUGAAAAGGGAGAUCGUGGAGGCGAAGCGGCACCGCAGGGCGGUGAGCGCGGUGACCUUGGCUGCGAGCGCGUCGAAUGGGAGUUGGACAUCUGAGGCGCUACGGACAAUGUCGGCCGCGCGCCCGAGCCGGCGGUGGUCAGGGCUCUUCCGGACGCUGUCUGGGUCGCGAAAGAGCGAGCCGGAGGGUCAUCGGAGGGUGGUGCCAUUGCAUACCCGCGCCACCGGGGCGAGCGACGGCGAUGGGGAGGUGGAGAUUGUGGUUGUGCAGGACGACCUGGGGAGACACAUGGAGAAGUACUACUCGCACAACCUCACGUUCGCGGGGUUCAUCAUGGACGGCGACGUCGCGGCCAGCGACUGGAACCCGGAGGUCUUCCAGGUCUCGACAGCCGUUCCGGCCGCCACGCCGGCGUAACAGCGGUGAAG
Phragmites australis (common reed) is the source of this 1214-nucleotide messenger RNA. Its product is annotated as E3 ubiquitin-protein ligase Os03g0188200-like. The record is from RefSeq and is a predicted model, not a curated record. The transcript has a single exon. Bases 1 to 1203 code for a protein of 400 amino acids. NCBI's taxonomy places the organism in Eukaryota, Viridiplantae, Streptophyta, Magnoliopsida, Poales, Poaceae.